UGUGUGUGUGUGUGUGUGUGUGUGUGUGUGUGUGUGGUCCCAGUUGUUGUGACAUCGGGUGCGAAUGUGUUUCUAUUCACGCACCACUGUCCCAGGGCCAAACGGUUUGGGGGGAGCAGCAUAGAGUGUUGUAUGCCAGCGAUGUCAUAUGGCCCUGCCCAGCCGAUAUAAAAACACAGAAUAUCGUUUUAACCCUCGGAUCCCCAAUCGUAUCACCGACCGUUUCAGGUUUAAAGAGUUAAAACAAUAAUUUCCAACAUAACUUCAGAAGUACAUAAUGUAUAUAGUUAUUUGACAGCUGAGCGCAUCACAUGUGAUCUCUAUUGGAGAUUUGUGAUUGUUUUUUGUCUGCUGCUGCCGGGAAUUAAAGACGUCCGACUGGUGCAUGAGGGGUGUUUUCGAGUGGUCUCCAUGGCAACGUGAAGAAAAAGCCCCUUCCAACAUGGUGUGCGUAUAGGGGGCUAAUCUGAUCGCAGAUAAUGGAAUAGAAAACAACUUUACUCUAUGCAAAUGUGCGACGGUGGGCUGUGUCUGUGUUACCCAAUCACAGAGGAGAGGGGCUGAGUGGGCGGGCUUUGGGUUCUUGUCCCAGGAUUCAAGUCUGUCUCGGGUAAAUACAGAAUCCCAGCCAGCAUCAUAGUGGAAAGAGAAAGACUUUCCUGCCUUUUUUGUUUUUAAGGGAAACGGGGAGGCCAGGCUGCUGCUGUUUCUGUGUCCAGUGGUUCCCUUGAGUCCGGUGUUUUACAACAGAAGCAGAGUCUCUCUUAUGGGGGAAUGACGUUUGUUGAUUUCAGUAAACACUGUUUUGUAGGGAGUAGCUUCAGUGUGAAACUGUGAACAUGAAUGAAAAGCCCUAAUUGUCAAACUCCUUGACUGAUAUCGAUAACAGAAAUUAGGGCUUCUGGCAGGAAUGAAUUAUAUCUGAGCCUUGGCUUAUUUUUUUUUUGCGAGUGUAUAAAAAAAACAAAAAAACGCAUGUACCUUCUAAAUAGUUAAAAGCUUUUCUCUUCAUUUGUGGACAAUCUGAAGAGACAACUGGGACAGCCCCUCAUUAUGCCCAGGCUUGCCUUGUCGUUACAAUGCAGCCACUGUCAUCUGAAUAAAAAAAAGUAAUUAAAUGGCCCAACACAUCUUGCACGUACAACACGCGUCCUGUACGUGCAAGUACACGACAGUGUCUCCUCUCCUGUCCUCAUUGUGUCGGGACUCUGCCAUCAUGAACUAGGGUGACUCCCCAGACUAGGUCUGGGCGAUUAAUCAAAUAUAUAUCGCAGUGUCGAUUUUGAUCACAAAAUGAGCAUAAUCUAGUUUUUCAACAGCUGCAGAUGCAUAUCUGUAUAUUAAUUUAGAUUGGAACAUUUUUCUUUUUGACCAUUUUGUGUAAGGCGAAAUUUCAAUGCAACAUGUUUUAAAACUAAAAAUUAAUCGUCUGAAGAAUCGUGAUGUGCGGGAAGGGAAAGCCUUCCCAGGUUGUCUGUUUUGUAAUGGAUCGUUGUCCAAGGGCGUUCCAGGCGAGGCAGGGCCACCACCCGCCCAUUUGUGGUGUUUGUUCAGUCAGUGAUGUCUGGGUGCAGGCACGGGCCAAUAUGAAAAUUUCCCGGCCGGCCAUCUGCAGAUAACCAAUGAAUCCUGAGUCUUGUGCGGCUCAGAUUUACAGGCCGCACGUGACUCCAGUAAUCUCUUGUCCGAGUGUCCAGUCUGUGUACACAGCCACGCUGUAUAGAGUGCAAACGCGUUUGCGUUGUACUCUGGGGGGUCAAAUCCUAUCGCCGUCACCUGACCUGUGGGACUGAAGGCUAAAAGGUGAACAAAGUGCAAUCCCUUCAUCAGGAGAUUUCAUGUUUGGUCAGCAGCAUGAGGAGUAGAGAGACGCCAAAACAAGUCCGGACCGCGCUGCUGAUUGCGAAGGGAGGGGCCUGAAAAUCCCUUUUUUUAAUUUAUCUUGUAAAUACAGGCCAUGUGGCCGACUCUCUUGGUAUUUGAGCUAUUAGAGGCUGGAGACAGGUUCCUGCUGCAAGUGUGGGCAGAGGACUGGGCAGUGGAGCUGUUGGCGUGAUGGUAAAAGGAAAAGCUAUUCAUGGUCAUCUCUGUAUCCGAAAAAAGGCCUUUUCCAGCUAUUCCACGGCGGCCCUAGAGUUUGAGCAGCAGCACCAGCUCGCUCCCGUGUUCGACUCUCCCAGGAUGUCGCGCCGGAGCCUGCGCCUGCAGACCGGUGGUGCCGGUCUCUAUGGCAACGACAGCCAUGCCGACGGCCCCCAGAACCACGUCAGCUACACCACCAACACCACCACAAGCAGCAGCAGCAGCAGGAAGGAGACUCGGACGCCUCGCAACAGGAAGCAGCAGCAGGCUGUCUCCCAGACCCUGUCCCUGAGCCAGAUGGACACGCCCCGACAGACGCUGUCCUUCUCCGCCCUCAGCACCCCUGUGGCGGGCGGAGGCCUUCAGCACGCCGGCCUCGCCACCGACACCACCCUGCUCUCCUCCACCUCCACCGCCACCUCCGUGCCCGGCCAGGCCAGCCUGAGACAACGUGCCUCCACCACCACCACCACCACCACCACCACCGAUGGAUACUGGGGGUCAGGGCAUGAUGUUGAACUCACAGGGCACAGUACCAGCCACGGCCACGGCCUCAACGGGGGCGCCGCCGGCAGCGUGUCCAAGUCUUCCCAACACACCACCGCCGCCAACGGCUACAUCUGUAAAGACUGCUCCCCCAGCACGGGCGGCCUAAGCGCCCACUGCGCCUCAUCUUCGUCCUCUUCAUCAUCUCUGGGCGCCCAGGCCGCCGCGUCCGCGACCGGCGCGUUUUCCUCCUUCUCGUCGUCGUCGUCGCUGUCGUCUUCAUCCAUGUCGCCCUCCUCCAGCAUAUACUCCCGAGACAAGAGUCGAAGGAACAAGACGGGCGUCCUGGCGUCCGUGUCCAGCACAUGCGUGCGCUACGGCAGGAAAGCGGUCGCCCCCGUGGUGUCCCUCUUCACGCUGCUGUUCAGCAGCGUGCUCUGGCUAGGCUCGAGGGCCAGGAGCCAGGGGAAAGGCUACCUGACGUCCUUCUCAGACUCUGUCAGACGAGUGGUGGCCUCCAGCAUGUCCAGUGUGUGGCUGUUUAAGCAGAACGCUGUCCGUAGGAUCAGAGGCCACAGGGCCGUUGGCUAUGAAGGAGAAGCUCACUCCAGCUUCUGUGGAAGCAUGAAUGUAAAAGAUCUGGUGACGGGAGACUCGUCACAUCUUAAACUCAACGGCUCCCUGUGCGACGACUGUAAAGGGAAGCAGUCCUCCCACGCUGCAGUGACACAGUCUGUCCUGCUGCUCUCCCAGUCCUCCGCCCAGUCCUCCGCCCAGUCCUCCACCCAGUCCUCCACCCAGUCCAGGACUCAGCGUCUUGGGGGGGCGCUGCUGAGCUUCCUGGCUUACACAGGUUCCUGCCUUCUGGUACCAGGCUACGGUGUGGUGCGUGCGGGCAAAGCGCUUGGCUCCGGGGCCGGGGUCGCGGUCUACACGGUGGUCCACACGGUGUUCCGGAAGCUGGUCUCGCUGAUCUGCUUCGUUCUAGCGGCUCCAGUGCGCGUCGGCUGGGGACUGCUGUGGUUCCUGGCGACAGGAUGGUACCAGCUGGUGUCCUUCAUGUCUCUCCUCAAUGUUUUCUUUCUUACCCGAUGCGUUCCCCUACUUUGGAGACUGCUGCUCCUUCUCCUACCUCUUCUACUCCUGCUAGCUCUCUGGUGGUGGGGUCCGUCCGCUGCAGCCCUCCUGGCCUACCUGCCGGCCACCAACCUGAGCCUGUGGCGGCCCGCCUCCCCCCUGGUCCUCCUGUCCAGCCUGCUCCCGGCCUCCGGACCCCCGCCCGCCCCCGUCCUGGAGGCGGAGCCGACCCUGAGCCACGCCACGCCGGCCACGCCCAUCUCCGCUGUGCCGCCUGCCCUCCCCCCCGCGGCGGCGGCGGCGGCGGUGGUGGCCCUAGCCAGUCUGGACCUGGAGCGUCUGGAGCGUCUGGAGCAGCGUCUGGCCCUGCUCUGGGAGCAGGUCCAGCGGGGGGACCAGCAGCAGGAGCAGCGCUUCGGGGACACGCUGGUCCUCCACAGCAGCCUGCGGGAGGAGCUGCGCACCCAGACGGACCGCGACAGCCUGGGCCUCUGGGUGUCGGCCCUGCUGGAGGGGAAGCUGGGCGCGCUCCGGGUGGAGCUGGAGGAGGGCGACGCCCACAGGGCAAAGAAGGAGGAGCUUCUGCAGCAGAGUCGAGCCGAGCGAUUGGCCGAGGUGGAGUCUCUGCUGGCCCUCCUGGCCUCCAGGACUGAGGAGGUGCAGCAGAAGCAGCAUCAGUACAAAGUGGAGAGGGAGGAGGAGACCAGGAAGGCAAUGAGAGAGGCCGCCAUUCUAGCGGAGGCUCCAGACGUACCGGUGGCGCCCAUCAGCGUGGGGGUCAACCAGGAGGACCACGAGGCCCUGCUGGCGGAGGUGAGGCGGCUGGAGGCGGAGCUGGGGCGCGUCCGGGCCGACCUGCAGGGGGUGCUGGGGUGCAAGGGGAAGUGCGGGCAGCUGGACACCCUCCAUGACACGAUCUCCGCCCAGGUGUCCUCCGAGGUCUCCUCCCAGGUGCGUCGGGAGCUGCGGGCGCUGUUCUACGGCUCGGGCCAGGCGGGCGAGGGUCACCGCGGCGGCGGCGACGACGACGCGCUGCCCGAGAGCCUGGUCCUCUGGCUGUCCCAGCGCUACGUGGGCGGGCCCGAGCUGCAGGCGUCCCUGGCCGCUCUGGAGCUGGCCAUCCUGAGCGACGUGUCCCAGCAGCUGGAGCGCAGCCGCGGGCAGGCCCUGCUGGACGCCCAGGCCCAGGCCCAGAGCGUCAGCGAGACCGUCCGCCAGACCGUCAGCCACAGCGUCCAGCACAGCGCCACCGCCCAGGGGCUGUCUGAAGAGCAAGUGCAGCUGAUCGUCCAGAACGCCCUGAGACUCUACUCCCAGGAUCGGACGGGCCUAGUGGACUACGCUCUGGAGUCUGGAGGAGGCAGCAUCCUGAGCACUCGCUGCUCUGAGACCUACGAGACCAAGACGGCCCUGAUGAGUCUGUUCGGCCUUCCUCUGUGGUACUUCUCCCAGUCGCCGCGCGUCGUCAUUCAGCCGGACGUGUACCCGGGGAACUGCUGGGCGUUUAAAGGCUCCCAGGGCUACCUGGUGAUCCGGCUCUCCCUGAGGGUCAAGCCCACCGCCUUCUGCCUGGAGCACAUCCCCAAGAGCAUGUCGCCCACCGGCACCAUCACCAGCGCCCCCCGCAACUUCACCGUCUAUGGUCUGGGAGAUGAGUACCAAGAGGAGGGUAAACUUCUGGGAGAAUACGUCUACCAGGAGGACGGGGAUUCGCUGCAGACCUUCCCGGUCAUGAAGAACGAGCAGGCCUUCCAGAUCAUCGAGGUACGGGUGCUCUCCAACUGGGGCCACCCGGAGUACACCUGCCUGUACCGCUUCAGGGUGCACGGGGAGCCACGCCUGCAGCAAUGAGGCCCCGCCCUCACAGAAUACCAAACAUAUCAUGCUAAUGUACAUAAGCUCUCGUCGGGGUGGUCGAGGAACACCGACGGCAGGGGAGGGGAGAGGGGAGAUGGGGUGUGGGCAUAAGGAUUUUAAAAAGAAAAAUGUUUAUAUCAAAUACUUUUUUUUGCAGAACACUUUUAACAAACUAAGAUGGGGCGAUCGCGUGGUGGGUUUAAAAUGUGGAACGGAAUCGUGGAGCGCCAUGCCUUGGUGCGUGAGUAGGACUGAGCAGAAUCAAAGAUGGAAAUAAGAAGGCAAAGAUUGAACGUCUGGGAUCAUGGAACAGGAUGUUGACUCUGAAGGAAGAAGAAGAUAAAGAAGAAGCAAAGAUGUCCCUCUCCCCUUUUUAAAGCCUCCUGCACUCAGCCAGCACCCAACCAGUGCAGCUAACUCUGACCCCUCCCUCACCCAUAUUAUUAUGCAUCUUUAUUGUCGUCGCCUCCUCCGCUAUACAGCCAUUCAGCCGGAGAACUGCAAAUCCCUCUCACCCCCUUCUCCGGCUCUUCGCUCCACUUCAUGUUUUCUUCUACUUUGGGUUUGUGUUUGUUUGACGUUGAACCGUGUUAAUUUAUCCGGCCCUCCAUUAGAGAGUCUGAUGUUUAGUUCGUCAGGAUCAAAGCCACAGCACUCCUAGCCUGUGACACAAUAGUCCGGGCACGCCCCCCUCCCCCUUCUCAUCGUUUUAUUUUUGUGUCAAAUCUUCAAAAUAAUCGUGUCAACUUUAGAGACUGCUUAUGUUGGAGUACAUCCAAACAUCCUUUAUCUCUUAGGCCGACGCCCUUCCGUCUGGAUCACAAUACCCGACUUACGGACAAGCUUUGAAUGUGUUGCAUUUUUUAUUAUUAUGGGAUGGAGAGAAGUCCUCUGUACUCGCCCACACUUCAACCUUUGGAGAUGAACCAAGUAUGGAACCAAGUGUUGGAAAGUUUCGCUAUGAACAUGAACUCAAACCUGCGUUCAUUGUUGCAGUGUCGGAUUACACAAGGCUUGCAUGAGGAUACGGAUGGAAUGAACAUUUUCGAAUGAAGUGAAACGACGAGUCAUGGCCUGCUGCAAAUGUAAUUCGGAGUCGAUACAAAUGGGAUGGAAAAUUGGGGGCGUUUUUCGCCCUCUAGCGGUGGGAAGGUGUGCUGCGUUUGCGUCACUAGGGCUCUCUUAACUCGUGUACCCUGAAGGAAUGUAUUCUGUAUAUUGUGAAUAGAUGGUCUUUUAUAACCGCUAUCCUGCUUGUUGCUUUAGAAAAGAGGUGCGCCAUGACAUUAUAUUAAUUAUCACAUGUUAUAAGCUCUACUAUAUUGUUUAAUACGUCUUGUAAAAAAAAAAAAAGAAUGAGAUUUUCUUGUUUUUGGCUGGGUAGGGCUGAAAGUGUGCUAGAGGAGGCCCUGUUAACAUUUUGAUAGAAGUAACAAUUCAUCCCAUUCAUCAACCAAUUCAUCAUGAUUUGAAAUGGCGGGAAAGGAGUGUAAUUAUUGUUUUGGCGGCAUAGCAGGUCUAAAAUAUUUUGUAAAAAAAUAUUUUGUCAAUGGAUCCUAUUUAUUAUGUAAAUUUGUCACGACAGAUAGGACUUAGUACAAUUUAUAUUUUGUCAAAGGCUCAUCGGUGCAUAUUUGAAACAUAAAUUGACGCGUUUUUUGGUUUAUUCUGGAUAAAUUGCUUUUAUUUUUGUCCCUUUUUAUCUAUGAUUUCGUUACGACUGCUUUGGAUUCCUUGAUUCCAAUAAAGGGUUACAUUUUAA
Gadus macrocephalus (Pacific cod) is the source of this 7264-nucleotide messenger RNA. It is a transcript of the gene sun1b, whose product is annotated as Sad1 and UNC84 domain containing 1b. Gene Ontology annotation, molecular function: protein-membrane adaptor activity. The record is from RefSeq and is a predicted model, not a curated record. The transcript is spliced from 23 exons. Gene Ontology annotation, biological process: nuclear envelope organization. Gene Ontology annotation, cellular component: meiotic nuclear membrane microtubule tethering complex; nuclear envelope. Lineage: Eukaryota; Metazoa; Chordata; Actinopteri; Gadiformes; Gadidae. Bases 2056 to 5496 code for a protein of 1146 amino acids.